Messenger RNA from Notodromas monacha, 792 nucleotides. NCBI's taxonomy places the organism in Eukaryota, Metazoa, Arthropoda, Ostracoda, Podocopida, Cyprididae. The record is from the annotation of a GenBank genome assembly.
AUGGUGACCGGGGGUUUCAAAGUGGACCCGAAGCCCGGGGGCAAGGAUACAGGCAGUGUCAUGGGAGAGUCGAUGAUGUCGUUGAUCUCGUUGGUGAUGGUCUCGGCCCAUUCGUUGCGUUGUAUGAUAUCACUCACCAACUGCAGGGUACCAAUCACCAGUGCUCCUGCUCUUGCUGAGCAGCAAAUGCAACAACAAUGCAUCAGCGCCAUCUUGCCUAUCACAGCAAUGUCCAACCAUCAGGAGCACAUGAGCUCAGGUGAGCACAGGAGCAGGAGAGCACUGGAGCAAGACCAUGCAGGAGCACAAGGGGAAGGGGGAUUUGGAGAUAACAAGGAGCAGGAGAGCACAAUGGAGCAGAUGUACAGCACAAAUAAGCAGAUUUGCAGCAGUCAGGAUUAUACUGCAUUAGGAUCCACAUCAUCAGGAGCAUGUAUCUCUUGCAACAACAACAACAACAAAAAGAUGACGCUAUUAUUCGGGGAUAUGAAAUGUAAUGAUCAGCUCAUCGGCGCCGGAGCCCAGCCAGAGGAUUUUCAACAGAACCAGUUUUGCUAUGCUAAUGCUAAUUUUGAAAUAGUUUCCAGGAUGAAAUGCAAUAAUACGACAACCGUGAAAUUACAAAGAGCGCCAAGACUUAUUCAUGAAGCAAAAUUGAUAAAAAGAAAAGCGGAAACAAUCAACCCAACUUUGUCGCAGCCCCUUUUCGUCCGAAAACAAGGAAGAACUCUCUCUACCAACAAGCCAACGAUGAUGAGUGAAGGAAAAAUCACUCGCAACGUAACACAGUAG